CGGCGCCGCGGCCACAGAGCGCCCGCCCGGCGCCUGCCCGGGGACGGCGGCCGGCCCAGGGACCCGGUGCCGGAGGAGCACGAUGCUAUGCCCGACCCGGCCCUCUUCCUCUACACGUCGCGGCCCCGCGCCCCGCAGCGCCUGUCCCCGGAGCCCCCCGAGCCCCCCGCCCAGCCCCGCGGCCCGGCCGGCAGCGCCCGGGGGCAGCGGCCGCCCCGGCAGCCCCUGCAGGACCCGGCGGCCAGGGCCAGGUCGGCCAAGGGUGAGCCCGGAAAGAGGCAGGGGGCCGGUGCCCACGGUGCCCCCCGGGCCCAGGAAUAGGCCCAGGAAUAGGGGACAGCGUGGCCCGACCGGCCGGGAAGGCCUGAGCCUGGCAGCACCGGGGCGGGCGCCGGCCAAGGUUCUUUUCCCCAUCCCCUCGGGGGGGAAAGGGGCAGCAGAAAGCGGCCGCCCUGCAUGCACCUCCCACCCACAGGACAGCGGGGGGACUCCUCUGCCCGAAGGGUCUGAGCCGAGGGUGGCACCGGCAAAGCUGCAGGACAGGGGAGCACCCACCACCUGGGCUGUGGAGGGGACAUGGUCCAGCACCUGUCCAGAGCUUCCAAGGAAAGAAGGAGAGAGAGAAAGAAAAGGAGAAAGAGAGAGAGAAAGAGAAGAAAGAAAGAAAAGA
Molecule: messenger RNA, 670 nt
Organism: Corapipo altera (White-ruffed manakin)
Lineage: Eukaryota; Metazoa; Chordata; Aves; Passeriformes; Pipridae
Product: basic salivary proline-rich protein 1-like
Exons: 1
Source: RefSeq, a predicted model, not a curated record